Olea europaea var. sylvestris is the source of this 513-nucleotide messenger RNA. Its product is annotated as cytochrome P450 81D11-like. Gene Ontology annotation, molecular function: oxidoreductase activity, acting on paired donors, with incorporation or reduction of molecular oxygen; monooxygenase activity; iron ion binding. The transcript has 2 exons. Bases 1 to 513 code for a protein of 170 amino acids. Lineage: Eukaryota; Viridiplantae; Streptophyta; Magnoliopsida; Lamiales; Oleaceae. The record is from RefSeq and is a predicted model, not a curated record.
AUGGAGUGGGCAGUGUCACUUUUGCUAAAUCACCCAGAGGAGCUGAAAAUGGCCCGGCUGUACCCAGUUGGACCUCAUUGUUCAUCGCAAGAUUGCAACGUACAAGGAUUCGAAAUUCCUGGUGGUACAACGUUGUUAGUAAAUGCCUGGGCAAUUCAUAUAGACCCUAAGGUCUGGGAAGAGCCCACAAAGUUCAAACCUGGUAGAUUUGAUGGAAUUGAAGAUAGAACAAAUGGGUUUCUACCAUUUGGAGUGGGGAGGAGGGCAUGUCCAGGGUCCGGCAUGGCUAUACGGCUGAUGGCAUUGGCGUUAGGCACAUUUAUACAGUGCUUUGAGUGGGAAAGGGUUGGAUGUGAACUGGUGGAUAUGGAAGAAUUUUGUAGUGGACGAACUUUGUCCAAAGUUAAGCCUUUGGGGGAAAUGUAUAGACCGCAACUAGUGGUGGAAAGGUGGUCCGGAGUGGUUCGACCAUUGUUUGCUCCAGUCUAUGCUUUCGUGUUGCAUCGCAUCUAG